GAGUUUAGCUCGCUGACAAUUCAUGUAACCACAUAAACGCAAACGUCACAAAUUUGACAAUAAAAAUUUCCAGUAUGUCAAGAAAUGGCCGAGAGUGAAAUAAACUGCAAACUUUUCGGAAUUCCUACACUUAUCAAGGAGCUGAACAAGGCGGCCGAAAUUCUACGCGCAUCCCCGAAAUGUACAAGUACCCAAAAGUGCAUUAGCACGCUCAAAUUUGCACGUUAUCACAUACUGAAUUGUAUAAACAACAUCAAGGCGAAUGAAAGGAGUACGGGGACGAUAACUUCUACUGACGAUCUCAGGCGAGAUAUUUUCCUGGCCGAAAUGGAAGCGGAGUACGAGCACAUCAAGAUCGGGCACAUUCGUAACGAGUGGUUGCAGCACCAGCACACUCUGGCGGAGUUGCAAGAGUGUUACUUUCGGAAGCGUCGCCUUCUGUCGAUACACGGCACGUACUGCUCCGCGCAGGGGGCCACCUUCUGCUCGCUCAUCGCCGUAGUGCUCCACCAAGCGGACGCCAUGCAAUCAUUUAUCAACGACAACGACAAACUGAUCGGUUUCGCGAGAAUCGCCGAGGAGUUCCUGAAUUCGUUUUCGAUCACCUACUCGAUCGAGCCGCCGCUCGAGGAUUCGCCCGAUUACAAGUUCGCGAUGGGCGUCUACACGUGCCUGGCGAUGGUCGCGGGCGACGUCGCCGGACGCAUCUUCCUAAUCGCGGAGAAGCGGUGCCGCGACUGCGUCUGGGGCACGGUCCACCACCUCGCUCGCGUCCGUCACGAAUCGAUGCGAAGGCUCAAGAUGCUCGUUUGGACCUUUUUCCACAAUUUGACGGCGGAUCCCGACGGAAUUCUCCUCCUACAGGGCUGCCCGACGAUGCUGGCGCGAAUUAACGACUGCUUGGAGGGCGAUUACGACGGCGAGCUGUGCAAGCGGGCGCUCGAGAUUUUGGAGAGGCUGAGCGGCGCGAUUCCGAACGUUCGUUAUUUGAGGGAUAUCGAGAGUAACAUUGACAUGCGUCAGCUGAAGAAGCUAUCCGAUCCGUUCUACAAGGGGGUGCACUUGUUGCCGAGGCGGAUAUUCAGGAAUAUCGGCCGUGCGGCUAGUGAUUUUCUACACAAUAACGCGUAUGGAGAUGUCAAAAAUGCUUUAUCGAACCCGCUGCAAUGCCGAUGCAACCUCAGCGCGGAGAUUCAAAGCGAACCUUCGAAGCGUUCACCUCCUCAUCGUCCGAUAGUCCUGCAAAGCGACGGGGAUACAUCCUCUAGUACCGUCAGCAAAGUAACAAUUGACAAAGAAACGCAAGUGAGAUCGCUUCCAAAGUCAUACAAACACAAGAAGUGCUCUAAGAGGCACGAUAAACGCAACAGGCCCAAGCAGACGAAAGCCAAGGUCUGUCCAUCCCCCUCAAACGAGGAAAAGCAAAUAAGGUCCAUCAACUUGAACGACUCGAAGGGGAGUUUCGCCCCGGACGGCGCGGGUUGCACCUGCCCGGUUAAGAGCGAAAGGCAGAUCGUACCGUGGACCCCCGAGAGGAAGAUGAUCUCAUAUCUGGCCGAGAGUGACCGUCGCAUUCCGGCGGCACGAAUCAUCAACCGGGUGACUAACACUCAGACGGGGAAUAAAAGACAGAGGGUUAUCAGUCGAAUUAAAAUUUCUGGUUUAUCUUUUAAGUGAGGUACAAUUAGUAAAAUUAUUAGCCUUUC
Messenger RNA from Photinus pyralis (common eastern firefly), 1706 nucleotides. RefSeq lists its product as uncharacterized. The transcript is spliced from 7 exons. The record is from RefSeq and is a predicted model, not a curated record. Bases 85 to 1677 code for a protein of 530 amino acids. Gene Ontology annotation, cellular component: cytosol. Lineage: Eukaryota; Metazoa; Arthropoda; Insecta; Coleoptera; Lampyridae.